AUGAUAGCGGGAAGCCCUGCAGAAGCAGCGAUCUGGACACACCAGCCGUUGAUGGUUUUUGGGGCAAUCACAUCGGGCGGCAAGGUGUCCCUGAUUUUCUUGGAGAAAGGAGUCAAGGUGGAUAACAAGACCUACCUAAAAGGCAUUUUAGAGAAGGAGUUACUCCCUUGGGCUGAUUCCCAUUUCGGCAACCGCACAUGGACUUAUCAACAGGGCUCAGCUCCAGCACACAGGUACAAUGUGGUACUGGGCUGGUGCGCAAAGCACUUCCCAGACCUCAUCUCGUCGGACGAUUGGCCCCCAAACAAACCAGGCCUGAAUCCAUUGGACCAUUCCGUGUGGUCAGUUCUUAAGAUGAAAGCCUGCUCUACUAGGCAUAGAAAUUUGGAUGCUCUACGUGCAACCCUUGUUGAAGCAUGGAAGGAUUUAGACGAAGACUAA
This is a messenger RNA of Haemonchus placei, 441 nucleotides long. NCBI's taxonomy places the organism in Eukaryota, Metazoa, Nematoda, Chromadorea, Rhabditida, Trichostrongylidae. The record is from the annotation of a GenBank genome assembly.